This is a messenger RNA of Closterium sp. NIES-65, 3795 nucleotides long. NCBI's taxonomy places the organism in Eukaryota, Viridiplantae, Streptophyta, Zygnematophyceae, Desmidiales, Closteriaceae. The record is from the annotation of a GenBank genome assembly.
AUGAGGGUUGCUAGGGCGGACAACAGUCAACAGGGUAAGAAAGGAGCAGGGAGAUCGAGGAGGUAUCGAGGAGUGGGUGGAGUGUCAAAGGGUUUUGCACUGAAGCGUGGGAUGGGUGGGAGAAAGGGAGGAGCACGAGGGAGGAAGAGUAGUCGGAGCAAGGGGGCUUGUGGUCGGCUGGAUGGUGAAGAGGAGGCGGAAAGGUUGAGGGUGAGGGGGCAGAGGGAGGAGGGAGAGGAAGGAGGGGAGGGAGGGGAGAGAGGGAGACAUUUAGAAGAGGAGGAUAGCGAUGUGGUUCUGGUGGAGGGACCUGGGGAGGGGAGGCUGGGCGAGGAGAAAGAGGGGUGCGCUGGUGUGGGGAGUGGUGCUGCGGGUGUGGGGGGCGAUGAGGGGAAUAGGACCUUGGACGCGUCUCAGAAAUCCGUUGGUGUGGGGAGUGAUGAGGGAAGUAAACGUUUGGACGCGUCUCAGAAAGGUGUUGGUGUGGGGAGUGAAGAGGGGAGUAAGGACUGGAAGGAGAGGAAUGUAAUCUGCACCCAAUAUCCAGCCAGAACGAAUAACGAGGCAUCUACUAACAGGGAUAGGAACUUGAUCUGUACUCAGUUUUUUGCUAUCGAGCCAAGGAGUGGGGAAGUGGGGAGCGGAGAGGGGGAGGAAGGAGAAGGAGAGGAGGUUGAGGAGAUUAUAAUGGAGGAGAGGGAGGAAGACGAGGAGACUGAGGAGGGGGAAGAGGAGGGAGACGAUGAGGGAAAGGAUGAGGAGGAAAAGGAAGAAAACGAGGAGGAGGAUGAGGAGGAGGAGGAGGAGGAGGAGGAGGAGGAGGAGGAGGAGGAGGAGGAGGAGGAGGAGGAGGAGGAGGAGGAGGAGGGGGAGGAGGAAGAGGAGGAGGAAGAAGAGGAGGAAGAGGAAGCAGACGGGGGCAAGGAAGGAGAUGAUACCAAAGGAGCAAAUGAUGAGGAUGGAAGAGGUAUCGAGUGGUAUGGGGGGGAUGAGGGGAGCCCAGAUGAGCACAGAGUUUUGACAGACGAGAGGGGUGGCAGGGGUGGGGAGAAGGACCACCAUAUAGGGCGCCUGCACUCCUGUGCAGCAUGCAUGCACGGCUGGGGUAAGGGGAACGAUAAUGGACUCGUGCACUCCUGCACCGCCUUUGUGCACGCUGUGCCGUAUGUCAGCCUGCUGCUGCCGCAUGUCACCUUCACUCUGCAUGGGCUGUGCGGUCCAGAUGAGCAAGGGGAAAAAGGAGAUCUAGAGGAGCAAGAGCCAGAUGUUGAAAGGUAUGUGCUUUUCGUCUAUCUUGCGUGUGAGCGGUUGAGUGCAGCAGCAGUGGGGGCCACGGAGGCCUGUGGGGCGGACAGCUGGCUCAUGUCACACCUGCUGCUGCAAUCAGUUCAUUUCUCGUGUACCGGAGAGGUGGCACAUGGAGAGAUGGUGGCAGGGGCUGCAUCAAUACACAUGCAGUAUGCAAGGGCACAGGACGACCUGAGAAAGGCCCUCGAAGCUUGCCGGUUGCAGGCGUCUAGGCGCAGGGGCGCACCUGCCAGCCCUGCUGGGAUACAGGACUUGAGCUUCCUGCUUGACAAGGUGCUAGCAUCAGCACUCGCCGCACAGGGGGUCAAAGAUGUGAUAGGAAAGGGUGCAGGAGAAGAGGGGGAGGAGGGAUGGGAGGGAGAGGGGGAAAAGCGUGGAGGUUACGGGGGAAAAGAGGUCUCUGUUUCCUCUUCAGGUCCCUGUUUCCUCUUCUGGUCUCUGUUACUGUUUCUCGAGCGCAGCCUUGGGCCGAGCCUAACCGCACACGGAGUGGGCUUUGUGGGAGUUUCUUCUCCUGCCUUCAAGAAACGAGAGGGCAAGGAGAUGACAGAGGAGAAAGCAGAACAGGAAAGGAGGAGUGGAGAACCGUUAGAAAUGAGAGAGGAGGGAGAGGGUUUAGGGGAAGUAGGGAAGGGAGAAGGGAUUGGGGAAGGCGAAGGGGAAGGGGAGCGAGGGGAGGCGAAGGAGGGAGGGGAGAUUGACCAGGGAAAGGGGAGAAAGCGGAGGAGGAUCAUUCGCUUGAGUGAAGGAAAUGAAGAGGAGAACGAAGGGGGGGAUACAAACGAUGACGAAGAGGAGGGGUGGGGAGAAGAGGAGGAGGGGUGGGGAGAAGAGGAGGAGGGACGUCAUCGCAGGGAAUGCUUUGAAGCCAUUAAGAAGUGCCUGGAAGCUUGUGACGGGGCAGAGGGGACGAAGGGGGCGGAGGGGGCGGAGGGGGCGGAAGAGGCGGAUGAUGCAGAAGGGACGAAGGGGCUGGAGGAACAAGGUGGCAGCAGCCUGAGCAGCAUGGGUGACGAGCAGCCGCAAGAGACACACAAGCUUAUAGUCUUUAACCUGUUUGCCCUUGAAGCAUGGCACAUAGCGGAACAUUUCGAAGUCAAGUGCAUGGCUGCUGCGCCCUACGUCAUGCCUUACAGGCCUCCCCACCAGUUCCCUUCGCUCUUUGCUCGCAGCCACCCGUCCCUUUUCCGCCGGUUGCAACGAGCAGUUAGCCCACACGAGGUGAGUGUGAAGGUGGCUUUUGAGUCGACUCAAAAGUUGAUUCGCUCUUUGCCGCAGCCACCCGUCCCUUUUCCGCCGGUUGCAGCAAGCACUAUCAUGGGCGGAGGUGUCAGAAUGGAUGUGGCCGCUGCUCUUCCCCUGCCACCGGUGGGCACGGUGGAGGGAAGCUUCUCUGUGCCUUCCUCCCUGCGCUCUCCUGGUUUGUCCUCCUCCCACAUCCUUCAGGAUGCCUUUAGGUUCCAGUAUGCAGCGACUUUUGAGGCGCCGCAAAAGACUUCUGAGGGGCCUCAAAAGUCACCUGUGCAGUGCAGGGUCCGCAUUAUACCUUCUGAUGCAGUCACUGUCUCUCGUCUUUCCCUGCCCUCCUUUUUUCUCACCUUCGCUCUUUCCCUCGUUCCCUCCUUCCCUCCUUCCCUCCUGAUGCCCUCAUCCUAUCAGCUGCUCUUCCAGUACUUCCUCCCUCCUCAUUGCCAGCGAAAUGUGCUGCUCUACCAGUACUUCCACCCUCCUCGCGUGCUGGGCGUACCGCGUAGCCAGAACAAUGUGUUCUAUGUGGGCUUCAGUUCCAUGGGCAGCAUGGGUCUUCUCCCCCGCCCUGCGUUGCUCCUCGCCACCAUCAUUGCCGCAGCUGAAGCCCUCAACCUGCGAGCCGUGGUCGUGACAAGUGGCGACAGCGCAUUGGAGGAGGCAGUCGCUGCAGUGUGCAGGGACGAAAAGCAGCACGUGCAGGAGCAAGAGGAGGAGUGGCGAAAAAGAGCAGCAGAUUUGGUUGCAAGGGGCAGAGGCGAAAUGCUGUCAGUGGAUGAGAAACGGUGGCUGUUGUCCCAGCGACCAUCCCAACCAGCACCACCCCAAUUGUCAACCUCACCGCUCUUGCCUCUCGGCCUUCCCAGGAUGUUUGCGGGUGGGAUGGUCCUUGCCCUUCGGGGCCCUGUCUCUCACGAGUGGCUCUUCCCCCGCUGCUGCUUUGUGCUGCACCAUGCCGGCAGCGGCACCACGGCAGCAGCACUGCGAGCAGGCGUGCCCCAGCUCCUCUGCCCCUUCAUUCUCGACCAGCACUACUGGGCUCACCGCCUCUGCUACCUUGGGGUCGCCCCCCCUCCUCUCCGCCCGUCUGACCUCAUGCCUGUAGAGUCGGCGCACCAUUCACCAGCAGUAGCAACCGUCGUGAGUCGCUUCGCUGCUGCAUUGGGUGUGGGCAUGAGGGAGCGCGCACAGGAGCUAUCACGAGAGAUACAGACAGAGGUGCGUCUCUUGGAUGACUGA